Molecule: messenger RNA, 1229 nt
Organism: Dendrobium catenatum
Lineage: Eukaryota; Viridiplantae; Streptophyta; Magnoliopsida; Asparagales; Orchidaceae
Product: CBS domain-containing protein CBSX1, chloroplastic-like
Exons: 8
Coding region: 163-867 (234 amino acids)
Source: RefSeq, a predicted model, not a curated record
UGAACGCAGAAGCGUCGGCUUUACCGAACUCAAAAGCAAUUUUGAAUACCCCAUCCUGAUGAGCAACGCAGUUCUUCCUCUCUAUUUAUAUCCAGCCCUAAACGAUUCUCUUAUUUUCUCGGUAGAUUUCGGAUUCUGAGAAGCGAGGCGGGAAGGGAGGAAAUGGAAUCUCUGCUAACUGACGGUUUUGCCCUCCAUCCGCGGUGUUCUGCAGCAGCUGUCCUACGGCCGGCGACGGGGGGAUCAUUCGCGCAGCUUUCUCGCCCCCUGAUGCGUCGGCGAUCUAUACACCUGUCUCCGGCGACUGCCAGCAGGAUAUCCGCCUCGGCGACGAACGGGUCUUUGAUUUCGAAAUCGAUGCAGUCAAACCGCGGAGUUUAUGCGAUUGGCGAUUUUAUGACAAAAAAGGAAGAUCUCAUCAUCGUCAAGCCAUCUACUUCAGUUGAUGAAGCUCUCGAAAAGCUAGUGGAGCAUAGGAUCACUGGUUUUCCUGUGAUCGAUGAUGAUUGGACAUUGGUUGGAGUUGUUUCUGAUUAUGAUUUGCUGGCAUUGAAAUCCAUAUCAGGGUGUGGACUAACUGGUAGAAGUAUGUUCCCUGAGGUGGAUAGCACGUGGAAGAAAUUUAAUGAAAUUCAGAAGUUGUCAAGUAAAACAAAUGGCAAGACCGUUGGUGAGUUGAUGACACCUGCACCUCUUGUUGUUCGGGAGACCUCUAAUCUUGAAGCAGCUGCCAGGCUAUUGCUUGAAACCAAGUACCGCAGGCUUCCAGUAGUGGAUGUUGCUGGCAAAUUGAUUGGAAUCAUCACAAGGGGAAAUGUUGUUAGAGCAGCGCUACAGCUCAGAAAUGCUAGGGCAAAGAGAGCUUAAGGGAAGCAAUAUUUACUUCUUAUUUCGUUUGUUUGGGACAACUUAUUUACUGUUUUUUAAAACGACUUUUUAGUAUAAAAAAUUUUUGAAUUCGAAAUUUUUUUACUAAAAAAUAGAUUUAUAAAGUAACAAAAAAACUGUCCCAAGCGAAACCUUACUCAUACUCAAUAAGUUCCAGUCACUUGUGCAUAUCAAUUCCUUCAAUGAUUUUGGCGAAUAAAUCCGAGUCUUUCUACAUCUAAACUUGUAUGAUUUGAUUGUAUGAUCUCUUUUGUUACUGUUAUAGGUUUUUUCUUUCUUUUAACAAAUGCUCAUUUAAUCAUUGUAGACUAAUACACUAACGAAGCUCAUCCAAUUGUUCA